AUGGCGAUGGUGAUUGUGGAUUCACGCGGCAGAAACGAUGUUGUCGAUGAGCAGAAGGCGGCUAUGGGGCUGAUGACGAAGCUGAUUUUGCCCGACGAAGUGGGGAUUUUGCUGGUGAGGUCGAUCGACGAAAACAACGUGGUGGUGGAGUGCUGCGGCGGAAGGGUUUCCUUGAUUUGCAAUGGAAAGACAUGGAAGGGAACGACUGUUCUGCCUUUUGCCUUCUCUUUCUUUUUGUUUUUUUAA
Messenger RNA from Linum trigynum, 246 nucleotides. Lineage: Eukaryota; Viridiplantae; Streptophyta; Magnoliopsida; Malpighiales; Linaceae. The record is from the annotation of a GenBank genome assembly.